Molecule: messenger RNA, 39760 nt
Organism: Porites lobata
Lineage: Eukaryota; Metazoa; Cnidaria; Anthozoa; Scleractinia; Poritidae
Source: the annotation of a GenBank genome assembly
CAACCUCAGUUUUCUUUGCAUCCACAAAAUGAGACAAAGAUAGAGGGGGAUAACGUUACUUUCACUUGUGAUGCAACAGGAAAUUCUGCACCCACGUUCAAUUGGACCAAAGACGGUUCUGUUUUAACGACGGGUUCAAGAAUCAGUUUGUCAUCGGACGGCAAACAACUCAAUAUAACGAAUCUGACUAGAGAAGACAGUGGGCGAUAUGUCUGUGAGGCAACUGACAAUGUGACGACAGUUCUGUCCAAUUCUGCUACACUAAAUGUACAAUGUAAGAUUACUUAUUAUAAUUAUUACCUAGUUAUUACUAACUGAAUACUGUUUUAAAACCUAUUGCGUCCUUUUUAAUAUGCAAUUUUAAUAAAAUAUAUGAUUUAUAUUUUUUACAUUUCAAUGUUGUUUAAAAUUCUGGUACCUUAGUGUGGUUACCUAUGUUUUUACAUAUAUAUUCUAGAAAGGAAGCAAACAACACAACACGAGGUCUUAUUAAAAGAUGAAUAAUUCCCUAAACCAGAAAGUUUCCUUCUCUAUCAAACCUUAAAAUUGGCCCGUUAGCCCUUUUACCUCCAUUCGUUGAAUGCAAUGACAGAUUUCUCAAAUCUUUUAUUUGCUUUAAAUGAUCAACUGUCCUCACCUUUUAAUAAGUAGUCUUGUACUUUUCCCCUUUCAGAUGCACCUGGGUUCACCAAACAUCCUGACAAUAUCGUGAAAAUAGAGGGAGAGACCGCUAUCUUUAACUGCACUGUAGAUGGAAACCCUGAACCCAGCAUUGACUGGACAAAAGAUAACGUGACUCUUAACAUCACAGCGGAUCCAGAUCUAAGCCAAUCAAACUCAGGAGAAGUUCACUCUUUAGAAAUACGGAAUGUUUAUCGGUCAGAUAAAGGGCAAUACAGAUGUGUGGCAAACAAUAACAGUAUCGGUUCUGCAACUUCGUUGGCCGGAACACUCUCAGUGCAUUGUAAGUACCACUUUGUAUUUGAAGCUGUUCACAUAAUAGGUGACUUGCAUUGCAUUGCUGCGUCGACAAUUAUGUCAAUCAAACCAGGCCGGAUCGGAAAAAGGCUGAUUCUCUAUUAGUUUAUUCGAAUUUUGCUCAUGAGGGUUCGGUUUCACAGCUACUGAGGUUAUACAUUAUAUAUAAAUGCUACUGUGCGCAGUACUAAUCAGCUAUCCGGGACAAGCAUAGGAGCUCCUUCUCCUUUCGCGUGUUUCUUUUCCCUUCCGUAUUAUUAAUAAAACGUUUGCUUUACUACUCUUCUGUAUCUUUGUUUAUCACAGAUAAACCUGAGUUUUCUGUGCAUCCACAAAAUGCGACAAAAAUAGAAGAGGAUAACGUUACCUUCACUUGUAAUGCAACUGGAAAUCCUGCACCUACAUUCCGAUGGACCAAAAUCGGUUCUGUUUUAAGGACCGGUUCAAGAAUCAGUUUGUCAUCAGACGGCAAACAGCUCACUAUAACGAAUGUGACCAGAGAAGACAGUGGGCAAUAUGUUUGUGAGGCAACUAACAAUGUGACGACAGUUCCGUCCGAUUCUGCUACACUAAAUGUACAAUGUAAGAUUACUUGUUUUAAUUACUCCCUAAUUGUUGCUAAGAACACUCUUAAACCUGUUGUGUCCUUUUUAAUAAGCAAUUUUAAUAAAAUGUAUGAUUUAUAUUUUUUACAUUUCAAUGUUGUUUAACAUUCUGGUACCUUAGUGUGGUUACCUAUGUUUUUACAUAUAUAUUUGAGCUAUUUUGAAAAAAUAGCUCAUAUGUCAGUGGUGUGAGCGUAUGUAUCUUUGUGGCUUUGUAUCUUUGUGGCUUUGCAUGUUGGGAUGUUUGUUGCAAGAGCCAAUAAGGUUGAAGGUACUAUGAGUUGAUGUUUAGGAACCAAUGAGAUCUUGGCAUCUAUUUAAACAUGGCACUGAUAAAGGUCGAACAAGGGCACUUUGAGACCGCCAUCUUGAUCCUUCACAAUUUUUUCGUCUUUUAUUACGGGUACAGGUUUUUGGAAGCAUUACAUAAAAUAUCUUCAUGAUUCAAACCCUGUGAACAGUGAUGCAGCUGUUUAAGGGUUCAUAUUUAAGUGUGGAUGCUGCUUCGAGGCAUUUCUGACCUAAUUCGGCUAUCAGUACAACGCACGUCAGUAUGAGUUCUGUUUCACGUGCUACAACUGGGUAGAGUAUAAAAGAUCAUAUAUUUUCAAAUCUCUUCCAAUGAAGCAAUGAUUGAUAUUUAGAUAUAGACUUUAAUUCGAAAGUAUGCGCCCUAUAAAAUGUGGUUUUAGAAGUUUAAAAGGCAGCUUAUUUUUUUGAAAGCUGUAUCGAGUAUUGUUAAUCCUGUAAACGAGCUUUAAAAAUAUUAUUCUCUCGCUUACAAAGUUCAACCUACCUUUUUCGUUCUAUUUAGUAAAGAUGCGUAACUUAAGUAGAAACAGUAGCGUUAGGGAAUAAAAUUGAAAGAAGCUAGUUGACACAAUAAUUAGAUACUGUUAUAUUGAGUGGAGUAACAUGAUUUAAGUAGAAAUAUAUUUCGGCAGUUUGAUAAUUUUCUUGAAAGUUAAUAAAUGUUAGGCUAUCAACCUUGACGUUGCAGGAGACAUAAUUUAAUUGCAGAUGUUGUAAUAAAGCCGAGGUGAUUUCUUAAAAUCGUUUGAGAAAAUUUUGUAGUAAAACAAUUUGCCUCUUUUUUACGUACGAGUUGUGAAAGGGCCAUUGACCAACAUCUUCACAUGCAAAUUGUGUACAUGAGUUAUUUUUAUAAUUCUGUUUAUUAGAUUAUUGUGUGAUAACUCGAAUUCCCUCACGUACGAACCACGAAAGGGGGCAAAGUCCAACACUUUCACGUGCCAGCUGUGUGACUGUACAUCUCAUGCAGAUUGGCUUUUCACAAUGACAAUAGUAACUUGGACGUAUGAAGACCUGUUUCGUUUAGUAACCAAUGCCUUAAAAAGGCUCUUGUCUUUUAAGAAGCAAUGGCUUUCAAAACAUGACGAAAUAAGUUGUCGGAGUUAAAGACUGUUUCACAAAUGUUAAUAAAUGUUAGGUUAUCAACCUUGACGUUGCAUGAAACAUAAUUUAAUUGCAGAUGUUAUAAUGAAGCCGAGGUGAUUUCUUAAAAUCGUUUGAGAAAAUUUUGUAGUAAACAAUUUGCCUUUUUUUUACGUACGAAUUGGAAAAGGGCGAAAGACAACAUCUUCGGGUGCAAAUUGUGUGCGUGAGUUAUUUUUAUAAUUCUGUUUACUAGUUUACUGUGUGAUACCUCGAAUUCCCUCACGUACGAACGACGAAAGGGGGCAAAGUCCAACACUUUCACGUGCCAGCUGUGUGACUGUACAUCUCAUGCCGAUUGGCUUUUCACAAUGAUAACUAGUAACUUGGACGUAUGAAGACCUGUUUCGUUUUGUAACCAAUGCCUUAAAAAAGGUUCUUGUCUUUUCAGAAGCAAUACCGUUUAAAACAUGAGAAAUAAGUUGUCGGAGUUAAAAAUAAGUUGUCGGAGUUUGUUUCACUGAGUAGGAUCGCACGUGAAGACCUCGUGAAUUAUGAUGAUGCAACCAUCUACCACAACGAUAAAAAUCCUGGUAUUUCGUAACUAUUCAGUAUUCGAUGAGUCACAUUUUGGCUUAAGAAACUCGGAGGAAACCUUAGAGUUUUCCUUCUAAUCAACGUUUGGUGAAUAGAAAUUUAUUUCACUUUAAUGAUUUGUUUAACUUGCACCAGAUGUAACAGGGAAAGACAGAGGAAAGUGAAUAUAUAGCUUGAGGAUCGACUCAGCUAAGCGUUUCGCGUUUUCAUUUAUGUACCGCAAUACGCAAUUUCGCGCAAAAACCCAAUCUGCAUUUAGGAUGAAAGAGGUAGAUUCAUCACUCUUGGUAAGGUUACACCGAAGCAUUAAAGUUACACUGAAGCAUUCAAAAUAGCUCAUGCGCGUUUAACGUGCCUAUGAUCUAGAAAGGAAGCAAACAACGCAACACGAGGUCUUAUUAAAAGAUGAAUAAUUCCCUAAACCAAAAAGUUUCCUUGUCUAUCAAACCUUAAAAUUGGCCCGUUAGCCCUUUUACCUCCAUUCGUUGAAUGCAAUGACAGAUUUCUCAAAUCUUUUAUUUGCUUCAAAUGAUCAACUGUCCUCACCUUUUAAUACCCCUAAAGCCUGAAAAAGAGCCCCUUUCUUUCCCUCCCGCGCGCCGGUUACACAGGUUGCUUAGCGACAAAUAAAUAAUUGUCUUGCGGUGCUAUCAAGUGUUUUAAAACUUUCUAACUCCUCAGAGUAUGGAUGCUUUUACUCAUUACAGUGAUAUCCUAAGGGCUCAAGUAAUCUGCGCCAUGAGGCGAACUAAAGUCAUUAUAAGACUAUUAAAGAUUCAUUUAGCGUUUGGUAUUUUCCCUUAUUUCCUACUUUAAUCGCAUUGCUCCUAAUUACAAAUCAGCCUGAGGUCCUUACGCAUCCACGAAAUGAGACAAAGACUGUAGUUUAUGUCCGGGAAAAUAAUGUCUACAAAGUUUGCGCCAUUGACUAAAUUCAUAUUCACAGGCUUCCUAUUUAUCAAAAAGGUAGUUCUGAACAUUCUACUUAGAAAUCUCGUCCUGAGUAGUAGUCUUGUACUUUUCCCCUUUCAGAUGCACCUGGGUUCACCAAACAUCCUGACAAUAUCGUGAAAAUAGAGGGAGAGACCGCUAUCUUUAACUGCACUGUAGAUGGAAACCCUGAACCCAGCAUUGACUGGACAAAAGAUAACGUGACUCUUAACAUCACAGCGGAUCCAGAUCUAAGCCAAUCAAACUCAGGAAAAGUUCACUCUUUAGAAAUACGGAAUGUUUAUCGGUCAGAUAAAGGGCAAUACAGAUGUGUGGCAAACAAUAACAGUAUCGGUUCUGCAACUUCGUUGGCCGGAACACUCUCAGUGCAUUGUAAGUACCACUUUGUAUUUGAAGCUGUUCACAUAAUAGGUGCAUUGCAUUGCUGCUUCGACAAUUAUGUCAAUCAAACCAGGCCGGAUCGGAAAAAGGCUGAUUCUCUAUUAGUUUAUUCGAAUUUUGCUUAUGAGGGUUCGGUUUCACAGCUACUGAGGUUAUACAUUAUAUAUAAAUGCUAUUGUGCAAGGCUCUAACCAGCUAUCAGGGACAAGCAUGUGAGCUCCUUCUCCUUUCGCGUGUUUCCUCUCCCUUCCGUAGUAUUAAUAAAACGUUUACUUCUCUACUGUUCUGUAUAUAUCUUUGUUUAUCACAGAUAAACCUGAGUUUUCUGUGCAUCCACAAAAUGCGACACAGAUAGAAGGGUCUAACGUUUCUUUCACUUGUAAUGCAACUGGAAAUCCUGCACCUUCAUUCCGAUGGACCAAAAACGGUUCUGUUUUAACGACCGGUUCAAGAAUCGGUUUGUCAUCAGACGGCAAACAGCUCACUUUAACGAAUGUGACUAGAGAAGACAGUGGGCAAUAUGUCUGUGAGGCAACUAACAAUGUGAGGACAGUUCCAUCCGAUUCUGCUACACUAAAUGUACAAUGUAAGAUUACUUAUAAUUAUUACCUACUUAUUGAUAAAAAUACUCUCUAACCUGUUGUGUCCUUUUUAAUAUACAAUUUUAAUAAAAUGUAUGAUUUUUGUUUUUUUGCAUUUCAUUGUUGUUUAAAAUUCUGGUACCUUAGUGUGGUUACCUAUGUUUUUUACAUAUAUAGUCUAGAAAAGAAGCAAACAAAAGCAACACAAGGUCUUAUUCAAAGAUGAAUAAUUCCCUAAACCAGAAAGUUUCCUUGUCUAUCAAACCUUAAAAUUGGCCUUUUUAGCCCAUUUAGCUCCUUUCGUAGAACGCAAUGCAAUAUUUCCCAAAUCUUUCAUUUGCUUUAGUUGAUGAAAUCCUCACCUUUCAUUUACCAAAAGCCUGAAAAAGGGGCCCCUUUCUUUCCCCCCCGCGCUCCGGUUACACAGGUUGUUCAGCGACAAAUAAUUAAUUUUCAUGCUCUGCUAUAAAGUGUUUUAAAACUUACUACCUCUUCAGAGUAUGAAUGCUUUUACUCAAUACAGUGGUAUCGUAAGAGCUCAAGUAAUCUGCGUAAUGAGGCGAACAAAAGUCAUUAUAAGACUAUUUAAGACUCAUUUAGUGUUUGCUAUUUUCUCUUAUUUUCUGCUUCAAUCGCAUUGCCUUCUAAUUACAGAUCAGCCUGAGUUUAAUACGCAUCCACAAAAUAAGACAAAGACAGAAGGGGAGAAUGUGACUUUUACCUGUGAUGCAGAUGGAAAUCCUGCACCCACAUUCUCAUGGACGAAAGACGGUUCUGUUGUGAAUACGACUUCAAGAAUCACUUUUAACGAAAAUAAUAAGACGUUGACCAUAACGAAUGUGAUCAGAGGAGACAGCGGAGAAUACAUCUGUGUGGCUACGAACAAUGUUGACACAGUUCAAUCCAACCCUUCCACAUUAAAUGUACAAUGUAAGGAUACUUUUGCUUGAUUUUUCAACAUGAUUGUUUUAAGAGAUAUUCUUUACCUCUGCUUUUGUUUUUCAUUUUUUCUCAGGUGUUUUUUUUUUUCUUUCGCUUUUUUAGAAUAACUGUAACUAAUGCAAUCAUUUAAUACAUUUUAAGAUUUACUGUAUCUCUGUCAUUGAUUUUUGCAGCUAUAAUUCUUUAAAAAUUUUGUUAAUAUAAUUUAAUAAUUUUACUGAGGGAGCCCAUUCCUUAUCAGCCAAGUGGCUUCCCUUGGGCUUCCUCGCCAUUAGGUUUUUAAACAGUUAGAUUUUCUCGUUUCUUGGUACAUGUUUUACGGCAAAACGAUAAACUGAACUUAACUGAACUGAUUACUAGGAUCAGAACGCAGACUGGAGAAGAAAAGAGCAAACAGCCAGCAGCAAGGAGAGAGGCGUUUCAUUCAAAACCGUUGUAGUUUUUAAACCAAGCAGGAGCAAACCCGCAGCGCAGCAUUACAACAUUGUUGCGACAUUGUUUCGAAUAGUUGCAACAGUGUGCCAACAUUGCUAUGCUGUGAUGCGCUCAAACUCGUCGUUGGGAUUUUACUAACAGGAUUUUAUUUACAUAUUAGAAAAGAAUAAAAUGCGUCCGGUAAAAGCAUGGAACAGUUUUAUAAUUUAUCCGGUAUAAAAGUGUCUACAAAGUUUGCGCCAUUAGAGACCUUUAGCAUCAGGUUUUUCAUGGGAAACCGCAAACCGCAGUUUGCACUUACGCAGUUUCGCGUUGCUGCGAGAUUUCAAAUUUUAGCAAGGCGUUCAGUUCAGUUCAGUUCAGUUCAUUUUUAUUUAGCCAAAAUAUAAUACAAUACAAGAAUAUAUAAAGGAAUUGUAAGGUUGCAAGGGAGCCCAGAAGAAACCAGAAGGCUUAUGAAGCCUGGGCUCCCCAAUCACAAAGAAAUAUAAAGUAAAAAAAAAAUGAAAUUCGCCGAGUGAUACGUUAAAAUGGGAACUAAACAAAGACUGUGUUAAGUUAUGAAUUCAGUAACAAAAUAGAAAAAGAAUUUUAACUCUGGAUUGGAACAGAAAACUUUCUUAUGUUAUUAAGGCAGAAAGGAUUAUAAAAUCGAUUUGAACUACGCGUUUAUUGCUUAGUGCCGCCAUGUUGUUUUUGAUCAAGUCGAAGUUUAUUACUGUAAUCGCCAUAAAAAAGGAGUAGUGCAUUGAUUCGAGAUCAAAAAUCCAACAAACACAUUGCAAACGGAUAUAAAAAGCUAGUUCGUGCUUUAAACGCGAGGCUGUACAAUUUUUAGUGGCAAAAAUCCUUGCCGUAAAUCACUUACAGCUGCUUACUGCUGGAAGCCCUUCCUGUGGUUCAAAAGCGAACUGCAAACUGCAAACAUGACCGCAAGGCCGUGGUCUCGUGACAUUUUGUGGUUUGCGGUUUUCCAUGAAAAACCUGAUGCUAAAGGUCUCUAUUAACUAAACUCACAUCCACAGGCUUUCUUUUUAUCAAAAAGUAGUUCUGAACAUUUCAAUUAGAUAGAAAUCUCGUCCUGAGUAGUAGUCUUGUACUUUUCCCCUUUCAGAUGCACCUGGGUUCACCAAACAUCCUGACAAUAUCGUGAAAAUAGAGGGAGAGACCGCUAUCUUUAACUGCACUGUAGAUGGAAACCCUGAACCCAGCAUUGACUGGACAAAAGAUAACGUGACUCUUAACAUCGCAGCGGAUCCGGAUCUAAGCCAAUCGAACUCAGGAAAAGUUCACUUUUUAGAAAUACAGAAUGUUCAUCGGUCGGAUAAAGGGCAAUACAGAUGUGUGGCAAACAAUAACAGUAUCGGUUCUGCAACUUCGUUGGCCGGAACACUCUCGGUGCAUUGUAAGUACCACCUUGUAUUUGAAGCUGUUCACAUAAUAGGUGACUUCCUCCAAGAAACGCCUAGACACCAGGCACUCAUUCAAAGGAGGCGCUUUAUCGAGUUGGCCGCUACAAGGUAGCUUCCAAGAAAGAAGAAAAAGUUUAUGUCUAUCAUCUGAACAAUGCACAGCUUUUAGUACUUCACAAAAACAUAGGGACAGUGACAGCCAUAGGCUAAACUGUUUCCCUUCAUUGAUUCCAUUGUAGUCGCAAACAAUUAUAAAGUGAGAACAAAACAUCAUUUUCUUAGUGAUAGUCUUACUAUUUUUGGAAGUGAGGGGGAUGGAUGGGGGGGCAGUGGGGACGCUUACUCUGGUUGGGUUGCCUGUUUCAGCUGGUUUGAUCGAGGGUGGCCCCUCAUUCAGGGGAGGGCGCUUAUUGGAUUGUGGACUCUUGUUUGAGUGAAUAUACUAGCUAAAGAAAAUAGAGUUUGUGUGCACUAGAAGGUCGCUUGGAUGGCUUGUUUGUAAAACUGUUGCAACAAUGUCGAAUAUGCAUAGCCCUGGGAAAGAUUUAGAGUGGUUAGCUCUAUAAUGCAAUUUUCCCUCUUUUCCCCAGUUCAUUUCUUUCUUUGUGAUCAGUAUAUGAUCAUGCAUUGCUACCACGAUAGAAGAACUGAGAUUUGAUGAUGAUAACUAUUGUAGGCUUAAAUUGAUUUACGAAAUAGUUGCACUUGAGACACAGGCCCAUAUCGUGGCCGAGGCAGAAAAAUCGUGGAAUAUUUUUCGUCACGUUCUCGGAAGGUAUUCACGUACGUUUGAGCUACCGGUUACGGUGUUCUAGUAUCCACAUUCUUGAUGGAGCUUGAGUAUCAUUUCGUAACACUUCCCUUGCCGCCUACAAGAAAAUUGUUCAAUUCUUUCCUUUAGCUGUAAGUCUGUUAAAACUUCUAGCUAGCUACAAGCCCAACACUUCUGUGUUAUGAAGGAAACAAAGUAUUAACGCUGCGGGCCUCACAAUAAGUGUUAAAAGAGUACUAUUGUUAAGUAAUUGCUGUUCCCUUUUCUCAAGAAGGUUAGUGGAGCUCAGCUAACUCUGUGUUUGAUAUGCUGAGGUAAUGAAUUAUUCUGAUAAGUGUGUUGCGUUUUUGCCGGGACUUGUUGAAUUCCAGUUUGAACAUUCAAGUUUUUGUUAAAAGCACUUUUAAUAUAAGUGCAUUCUGGUAGAACUUCGGGACUUUGCAUGUUCCACUAUAGAAAGAAGAAAUUCUGCAGUCACCCACUGCCCACUGAUUUUAUCUUUUUCAUUUGUGUGAUCUUGCAGUCAUUUAAUUGUUCACAACCGCACUUGGUUAAAAGGUGAAACUAACUUCUUGUUAUGCGGGCCGCUUCUGGCGGCCUUGUUCAAAUUCCACUGAUAUAUCAAACUAGAUAUUGUGCUAGGAAGCCGCAUCACGCUUCAUAUAUUUAACAAAUAGAUUCCAAGUUGCCGUGCGUAUGUUCAGUAGUAGAUCCGGCAUCCCAGAUGACGUCAAAAUGUGGUACACGAGCCGCAGGCCAGUGUGUCACUGAUGUUUUUUUGAUAUUUUUCUCCUGACGUCAUCCAUGUAUCUGUACUCUAAUAGAUCAUGGGCAACGACCAAUCACAGCGCGCGUAGCAUUCCCAUGUAAUAGCUCAUUUUUUGUAUUCAAGAAAUUCAUGAUGCAGCUUAAAUUUCUUUAGCUGACAAGCGCGAGCAAUCAUUAAGGCGCUACCACUCACUGAAAAAGAAAAAGGAAAGAUUUUUUGUUAGUUUAUUCGAAUUUCGCUCAUGAGGGAUCGAUUUCAUCGCUACUGAGGUUAUACACUAUAUAUAACUGCUACUUUGUACAAUACACUAACCAGCUAUAAGGGACGAGUAUAGGAGCUCCCUCUCCUAUCAAUAAAACGCUUACUUGACCUCUGUUCUUUAUAUUUCUUUAUCACAGGUCAACCUCAGUUUUCUUUGCAUCCACAAAAUGAGACAAAGAUAGAGGGGAUAACGUUACUUUCACUUGUGAUGCAACAGGAAAUUCUGCACCCACGUUCAAUUGGACCAAAGACGGUUCUGUUUUAACGACGGGUUCAAGAAUCAGUUUGUCAUCGGACGGCAAACAACUCAAUAUAACGAAUCUGACUAGAGAAGACAGUGGGCGAUAUGUCUGUGAGGCAACUGACAAUGUGACGACAGUUCUGUCCAAUUCUGCUACACUAAAUGUACAAUGUAAGAUUACUUAUUAUAAUUAUUACCUAGUUAUUACUAACUGAAUACUGUUUUAAAACCUAUUGCGUCCUUUUUAAUAUGCAAUUUUAAUAAAAUAUAUGAUUUAUAUUUUUUACAUUUCAAUGUUGUUUAAAAUUCUGGUACCUUAGUGUGGUUACCUAUGUUUUUACAUAUAUAUUCUAGAAAGGAAGCAAACAACACAACACGAGGUCUUAUUAAAAGAUGAAUAAUUCCCUAAACCAGAAAGUUUCCUUCUCUAUCAAACCUUAAAAUUGGCCCGUUAGCCCUUUUACUUUUACCUCCAUUCGUUGAAUGCAAUGACAGAUUUCUCAAAUCUUUUAUUUGCUUUAAAUGAUCAACUAUCCUCACCUUUUAAUAAGUAGUCUUGUACUUUUCCCCUUUCAGAUGCACCUGGGUUCACCAAACAUCCUGACAAUAUCGUGAAAAUAGAGGGAGAGACCGCUAUCUUUAACUGCACUGUAGAUGGAAACCCUGAACCCAGCAUUGACUGGACAAAAGAUAACGUGACUCUUAACAUCACAGCGGAUCCAGAUCUAAGCCAAUCAAACUCAGGAAAAGUUCACUCUUUAGAAAUACGGAAUGUUUAUCGGUCAGAUAAAGGGCAAUACAGAUGUGUGGCAAACAAUAACAGUAUCGGUUCUGCAACUUCGUUGGCCGGAACACUCUCAGUGCAUUGUAAGUACCACUUUGUAUUUGAAGCUGUUCACAUAAUAGGUGACUUGCAUUGCAUUGCUGCGUCGACAAUUAUGUCAAUCAAACCAGGCCGGAUCGGAAAAAGGCUGAUUCUCUAUUAGUUUAUUCGAAUUUUGCUUAUGAGGGUUCGGUUUCACAGCUACUGAGGUUAUACAUUAUAUAUAAAUGCUACUGUGCAAGGCUCUAACCAGCUAUCAGGGACAAGUAUGUGAGCUCCUUCUCCUUUCGCGUGUUUCCUCUCCCUUCCGUAGUAUUAAUAAAACGUUUACUUCUCUACUGUUCUGUAUAUAUCUUUGUUUAUCACAGAUAAACCUGAGUUUUCUGUGCAUCCACAAAAUGCGACACAGAUAGAAGGGUCUAACGUUUCUUUCACUUGUAAUGCAACUGGAAAUCCUGCACCUUCAUUCCGAUGGACCAAAAACGGUUCUGUUUUAACGACCGGUUCAAGAAUCGGUUUGUCAUCAGACGGCAAACAGCUCACUUUAACGAAUGUGACUAGAGAAGACAGUGGGCAAUAUGUCUGUGAGGCAACUAACAAUGUGAGGACAGUUCCAUCCGAUUCUGCUACACUAAAUGUACAAUGUAAGAUUACUUAUAAUUAUUACCUACUUAUUGAUAAAAAUACUCUCUAACCUGUUGUGUCCUUUUUAAUAUACAAUUUUAAUAAACUGUAUGAUUUUUGUUUUUUUGCAUUUCAUUGUUGUUUAAAAUUCUGGUACCUUAGUGUGGUUACCUAUGUUUUUACAUAUAUAGUCUAGAAAAGAAGCAAACAAAGCAACACAAGGUCUUAUUCAAAGAUGAAUAAUUCCCUAAACCAGAAAGUUUCCUUGUCUAUCAAACCUUAAAAUUGGCCUUUUUUAGCCCAUUUAGCUCCUUUCGUAGAACGCAAUGCAAUAUUUCCCAAAUCUUUCAUUUGCUUUAGUUGAUGAAAUCCUCACCUUUCAUUUACCAAAAGCCUGAAAAAAGGGCCCCUUUCUUUUCCCCCGCGCUCCGGUUACACAGGUUGUUCAGCGACAAAUAAUUAAUUUUCAUGCUCUGCUAUAAAGUGUUUUAAAACUUACUACCUCUUCAGAGUAUGAAUGCUUUUACUCAAUACAGUGGUAUCGUAAGAGCUCAAGUAAUCUGCGUAAUGAGGCGAACAAAAGUCAUUAUAAGACUAUUUAAGACUCAUUUAGUGUUUGCUAUUUUCCCUUAUUUUCUGCUUCAAUCGCAUUGCCUUCUAAUUACAGAUCAGCCUGAGUUUAAUACGCAUCCACAAAAUAAGACAAAGACAGAAGGGGAAAAUGUGACUUUUACCUGUAAUGCAGUUGGCAAUCCUGCACCCACAUUCUCAUGGACGAGAGACGGUUCUGUUGUGAAUACGACUUCAAGAAUCACUUUUAACGAAAAUAAUAAGACGUUGACCAUAACGAAUGUGAUCAGAGGAGACAGCGGAGAAUACAUCUGUGUGGCUACGAACAAUGUUAACAGAGUUGAAUCCAACCCUUCCACAUUAAAUGUACAAUGUAAGGAUACCUUUGCUUGAUUAUUCAGCAUGCUUGUUUUAAGAGAUAUUCUUUACCUCUGCUUUUGUUUUUCAUUUUUUUUCUCAGGUGUUUUUUUUUUCUUUCGCUUUUUUUAGAAUAACUGUAACUAAUGCAAUCAUUUAAUACAUUUUAAGAUUUACUGUAUCUCUGUCAUUGAUUUUUGCAGCUAUAAUUCUUUAAAAAUUUUGUUAAUAUAAUUUAAUAAUUUUACUGAGGGAGCCCAUUCCUUAUCAGCCAAGUGGCUUCCCUUGGGCUUCCUCGCCAUUAGGUUUUUAAACAGUUAGAUUUUCUCGUUUCUUGGUACAUGUUUUACGGCAAAACGAUAAACUGAACUUAACUGAACUGAUUACUAGGAUCAGAACGCAGACUGGAGAAGAAAAGAGCAAACAGCCAGCAGCAAGGAGAGAGGCGUUUCAUUCAAAACCGUUGUAGUUUUUAAACCAAGCAGGAGCAAACCCGCAGCGCAGCAUUACAACAUUGUUGCGACAUUGUUUCGAAUAGUUGCAACAGUGUGCCAACAUUGCUAUGCUGUGAUGCGCUCAAACUCGUCGUUGGGAUUUUACUAACAGGAUUUUAUUUACAUAUUAGAAAAGAAUAAAAUGCGUCCGGUAAAAAGCAUGGAACAGUUUUAUAAUUUAUCCGGUAUAAAAGUGUCUACAAAGUUUGCGCCAUUAGAGACCUUUAGCAUCAGGUUUUUCAUGGGAAACCGCAAACCGCAGUUUGCACUUACGCAGUUUCGCGUUGCUGCGAGAUUUCAAAUUUUAGCAAGGCGUUCAGUUCAGUUCAGUUCAGUUCAUUUAUUUAGCCAAAAUAUAAUACACUACAGGAAUAUAUAUAUAUAGGAAUUGUAAGUUGGCAAGGAAGCCCAGAAGAAACCAGAAGGCUUUUGAAGCCUGGGCUCCCUAAUCACAAAAGAAAUAUUAAGUAAAAAAAAAAAAAUGAAAUUCGCCGAGUGAUACGUUAAAAAUAGGAACUAAACAAAGACUGUGUUAAGUUAUGGAUUUAGUAACAAGAUAGAAAAAGAAUUUUAACUCUGGAUUGGAACAGAAAACUUUCUUAUGUUAUUAAGGCAGAAAGGAUUAUAAAAUCGAUUUGAACUACGCGUUUAUUGCUUAGUGCCGCCAUGUUGUUUUUUGAUCAAGUCGAAGUUUAUUACUGUAAUCGCCAUAAAAAGGAGUAGUGCAUUGAUUCCAGAUCAAAAAUCCAACAAACACAUUGCAAACGGAUAUAAAAAGCUAGUUCGUGCUUUAAACGCGAGGCUGUACAAUUUUUAGUGGCAAAAAUCCUUGCCGUAAAUCACUUACAGCUGCUUACUGCUGGAAGCCCUUCCUGUGGUUCAAAAGCGAACUGCAAACUGCAAACAUGACCGCAAGGCCGUGGUCUCGUGACAUUUUGUGGUUUGCGGUUUUCCAUGAAAAACCUGAUGCUAAAGGUCUCUAUUAACUAAACUCACAUCCACAGGCUUUCUUUUUAUCAAAAAGUAGUUCUGAACAUUUCAAUUAGAUAGAAAUCUCGUCCUGAGUAGUAGUCUUGUACUUUUCCCCUUUCAGAUGCACCUGGGUUCACCAAACAUCCUGACAAUAUCGUGAAAAUAGAGGGAGAGACCGCUACCUUUAACUGCACUGUAGAUGGAAACCCUGAACCCAGCAUUGACUGGACAAAAGAUAACGUGACUCUUAACAUCGCAGCGGAUCCGGAUCUAAGCCAAACGAACUCAGGAAAAGUUCACUUUUUAGAAAUACAGAAUGUUCAUCGGUCGGAUAAAGGGCAAUACAGAUGUGUGGCAAACAAUAACAGUAUCGGUUCUGCAACUUCGUUGGCCGGAACACUCUCAGUGCAUUGUAAGUACCACUUUGUAUUUGAAGCUGUUCACAUAAUAGGUGACUUGCUGCAUCGACAAUUAUGUCAAUCAAACCAGGCCGGAUCGGAAAAAGGCUGAUUCUCUAUUAGUUUAUUCGAAUUUUGCUCAUGAGGGUUCGGUUUCACAGCUACUGAGGUUAUACAUUGUAUAUAAAUGCUACCGUGCAAAGUACUUACCAGCUAUCAGGGACAAGCAUGUGAGCUCCUUCUCCUUUCGCGUGUUUCCUCUCCCUUCCGUAGUAUUAAUAAAACGUUUGCUUCACUACUGUUCUGUAUAUAUCUUUGUUUAUCACAGAUAAACCUGAGUUUUCUGUGCAUCCACAAAAUGCGACACAGAUAGAAGGGUCUAACGUUUCUUUCACUUGUAAUGCAACUGGAAAUCCUGCACCUACAUUCCGAUGGACCAAAAACGGUUCUGUUUUAACGACCGGUUCAAGAAUCAGUUUGUCAUCAGACGACAAACAGCUCACUUUAACGAAUGUGACUAGAGAAGACAGUGGGCAAUAUGUCUGUGAGGCAACUAACAAUGUGAGGACAGUUCCGUCCGAUUCUGCUACACUAAAUGUAAAAUGUAAGAUUACUUUUUAUAAUUAUUACCUAAUUACUGCUAAAAAUACUCUCUAACCUGUUGUGUCCUUUUUAAUAUGCAAUUUUAAUAAAAUGCAUGAUUUUUGUUUUUUUGCAUUUCAUUGUUGUUUAAAAUUCUGGUACCUUAGUGUGGUUACCUAUGUUUUUACAUAUAUAGUCUAGAAAGGAAGCAAACAACACAACACGAGGUCUUAUUAAAAGAUGAAUAAUUCCCUAAACCAGAAAGUUUCCUUCUCUAUCAAACCUUAAAAUUGGCCCGUUAGCCCUAUUACCUCCAUUCGUUGAAUGCAAUGACAGAUUUCUCAAAUCUUUUAUUUGCUUUAAAUGAUCAACUGUCCUCACCUUUUAAUAAGUAGUCUUGUACCUUUCCCCUUUCAGAUGCACCUGGGUUCACCAAACAUCCUGACAAUAUCGUGAAAAUAGAGGGAGAGACCGCUAUCUUUAACUGCACUGUAGAUGGAAACCCUGAACCCAGCAUUGACUGGACAAAAGAUAACGUGACUCUAAACAUCACAGCGGAUCCAGAUCUAAGCCAAUCAAACUCAGGAAAAGUUCACUCUUUAGAAAUACGGAAUGUUAAUCGGUCAGAUAAAGGGCAAUACAGAUGUGUGGCAAACAAUAACAGUAUCGGUUCUGCAACUUCGUUGGCCGGAACACUCUCGGUGCAUUGUAAGUACCACCUUGUAUUUGAAGCUGUUCACAUAAUAGGUGACUUCCUCCAAGAAACGCCUAGACACCAGGCACUCAUUCAAAGGAGGCGCUUUAUCGAGUUGGCCGCUACAAGGUAGCUUCCAAGAAAGAAGAAAAAGUUUAUGUCUAUCAUCUGAACAAUGCACAGCUUUUAGUACUUCACAAAAACAUAGGGACAGUGACAGCCAUAGGCUAAACUGUUUCCCUUCAUUGAUUCCAUUGUAGUCGCAAACAAUUAUAAAGUGAGAACAAAACAUCAUUUUCUUAGUGAUAAUCUUACUAUUUUUGGAAGUGAGGGGGAUGGAUGGGGGGGCAGUGGGGACGCUUACUCUGGUUGGGUUGCCUGUUUCAGCUGGUUUGAUCGAGGGUGGCCCCUCAUUCAGGGGAGGGCGCUUAUUGGAUUGUGGACUCUUGUUUGAGUGAAUAUACUAGCUAAAGAAAAUAGAGUUUGUGUGCACUAGAAGGUCAUUUGGAUGGCUUGUUUGUAAAACUGUUGCAACAAUGUCGAAUAUGCAUAGCCCUGGGAAAGAUUUAGAGUGGUUAGCUCUAUAAUGCAAUUUUCCCUCUUUUCCCCAGUUCAUUUCUUUCUUUGUGAUCAGUAUAUGAUCACGCAUUGCUACCACGAUAGAAGAACUGAGAUUUGAUGAUGAUAACUAUUGUAGGCUUAAAUUGAUUUACGAAAUAGUUGCACUUGAGACACAGGCCCAUAUCGUGGCCGAGGCAGAAAAAUCGUGGAAUAUUUUUCGUCACGUUCUCGGAAGGUAUUCACGUACGUUUGAGCUACCGGUUACGGUGUUCUAGUAUCCACAUUCUUGAUGGAGCUUGAGUAUCAUUUCGUAACACUUCCCUUGCCGCCUACAAGAAAAUUGUUCAAUUCUUUCCUUUAGCUGUAAGUCUGUUAAAACUUCUAGCUAGCUACAAGCCCAACACUUCUGUGUUAUGAAGGAAACAAAGUAUUAACGCUGCGGGCCUCACAAUAAGUGUUAAAAGAGUACUAUUGUUAAGUAAUUGCUGUUCCCUUUUCUCAAGAAGGUUAGUGGAGCUCAGCUAACUCUGUGUUUGAUAUGCUGAGGUAAUGAAUUAUUCUGAUAAGUGUGUUGCGUUUUUGCCGGGACUUGUUGAAUUCCAGUUUGAACAUUCAAGUUUUUGUUAAAAGCACUUUUAAUAUAAGUGCAUUCUGGUAGAACUUCGGGACUUUGCAUGUUCCACUAUAGAAAGAAGAAAUUCUGCAGUCACCCACUGCCCACUGAUUUUAUCUUUUUCAUUUGUGUGAUCUUGCAGUCAUUUAAUUGUUCACAACCGCACUUGGUUAAAAGGUGAAACUAACUUCUUGUUAUGCGGGCCGCUUCUGGCGGCCUUGUUCAAAUUCCACUGAUAUAUCAAACUAGAUAUUGUGCUAGGGAGCCGCAUCACGCUUCAUAUAUUUAACAAAUAGAUUCCAAGUUGCCGUGCGUAUGUUCAGUAGUAGAUCCGGCAUCCCAGAUGACGUCAAAAUGUGGUACACGAGCCGCAGGCCAGUGUGUCACUGAUGUUUUUUUGAUAUUUUUCUCCUGACGUCAUCCAUGUAUCUGUACUCUAAUAGAUCAUGGGCAACGACCAAUCACAGCGCGCGUAGCAUUCCCAUGUAAUAGCUCAUUUUUGUAUUCAAGAAAUUCAUGAUGCAGCUUAAAUUUCUUUAGCUGACAAGCGCGAGCAAUCAUUAAGGCGCUACCACUCACUGAAAAAGAAAAAGGAAAGAUUUUUUGUUAGUUUAUUCGAAUUUCGCUCAUGAGGGAUCGAUUUCAUCGCUACUGAGGUUAUACACUAUAUAUAACUGCUACUUUGUACAAUACACUAACCAGCUAUAAGGGACGAGUAUAGGAGCUCCCUCUCCUAUCAAUAAAACGCUUACUUGACCUCUGUUCUUUAUAUUUCUUUAUCACAGGUCAACCUCAGUUUUCUUUGCAUCCACAAAAUGAGACAAAGAUAGAGGGGGAUAACGUUACUUUCACUUGUGAUGCAACAGGAAAUUCUGCACCCACGUUCAAUUGGACCAAAGACGGUUCUGUUUUAACGACGGGUUCAAGAAUCAGUUUGUCAUCGGACGGCAAACAACUCAAUAUAACGAAUCUGACUAGAGAAGACAGUGGGCGAUAUGUCUGUGAGGCAACUGACAAUGUGACGACAGUUCUGUCCAAUUCUGCUACACUAAAUGUACAAUGUAAGAUUACUUAUUAUAAUUAUUACCUAGUUAUUACUAACUGAAUACUGUUAAACCUAUUGCGUCCUUUUUAAUAUGCAAUUUUAAUAAAAUAUAUGAUUUAUAUUUUUUACAUUUCAAUGUUGUUUAAAAUUCUGGUACCUUAGUGUGGUUACCUAUGUUUUUACAUAUAUAUUCUAGAAAGGAAGCAAACAACACAACACGAGGUCUUAUUAAAAGAUGAAUAAUUCCCUAAACCAGAAAGUUUCCUUCUCUAUCAAACCUUAAAAUUGGCCCGUUAGCCCUUUUACUUUUACCUCCAUUCGUUGAAUGCAAUGACAGAUUUCUCAAAUCUUUUAUUUGCUUUAAAUGAUCAACUGUCCUCACCUUUUAAUAAGUAGUCUUGUACUUUUCCCCUUUCAGAUGCACCUGGGUUCACCAAACAUCCUGACAAUAUCGUGAAAAUAGAGGGAGAGACCGCUAUCUUUAACUGCACUGUAGAUGGAAACCCUGAACCCAGCAUUGACUGGACAAAAGAUAACGUGACUCUUAACAUCACAGCGGAUCCAGAUCUAAGCCAAUCAAACUCAGGAGAAGUUCACUCUUUAGAAAUACGGAAUGUUUAUCGGUCAGAUAAAGGGCAAUACAGAUGUGUGGCAAACAAUAACAGUAUCGGUUCUGCAACUUCGUUGGCCGGAACACUCUCAGUGCAUUGUAAGUACCACUUUGUAUUUGAAGCUGUUCACAUAAUAGGUGACUUGCAUUGCAUUGCUGCGUCGACAAUUAUGUCAAUCAAACCAGGCCGGAUCGGAAAAAGGCUGAUUCUCUAUUAGUUUAUUCGAAUUUUGCUCAUGAGGGUUCGGUUUCACAGCUACUGAGGUUAUACAUUAUAUAUAAAUGCUACUGUGCGCAGUACUAAUCAGCUAUCCGGGACAAGCAUAGGAGCUCCUUCUCCUUUCGCGUGUUUCUUUUUCCUUCCGUAUUAUUAAUAAAACGUUUGCUUUACUACUCUUCUGUAUCUUUGUUUAUCACAGAUAAACCUGAGUUUUCUGUGCAUCCACAAAAUGCGACAAAAAUAGAAGAGGAUAACGUUACCUUCACUUGUAAUGCAACUGGAAAUCCUGCACCUACAUUCCGAUGGACCAAAAUCGGUUCUGUUUUAAGGACCGGUUCAAGAAUCAGUUUGUCAUCAGACGGCAAACAGCUCACUAUAACGAAUGUGACCAGAGAAGACAGUGGGCAAUAUGUUUGUGAGGCAACUAACAAUGUGACGACAGUUCCGUCCGAUUCUGCUACACUAAAUGUACAAUGUAAGAUUACUUGUUUUAAUUACUCCCUAAUUGUUGCUAAGAACACUCUUAAACCUGUUGUGUCCUUUUUAAUAAGCAAUUUUAAUAAAAUGUAUGAUUUAUAUUUUUUACAUUUCAAUGUUGUUUAACAUUCUGGUACCUUAGUGUGGUUACCCAUGUUUUUACAUAUAUAUUUGAGCUAUUUUGAAAAAAUAGCUCAUAUGUCAGUGGUGUGAGCGUAUGUAUCUUUGUGGCUUUGUAUCUUUGUGGCUUUGCAUGUUGGGAUGUUUGUUGCAAGAGCCAAUAAGGUUGAAGGUACUAUGAGUUGAUGUUUAGGAACCAAUGAGAUCUUGGCAUCUAUUUAAACAUGGCACUGAUAAAGGUCGAACAAGGGCACUUUGAGACCGCCAUCUUGAUCCUUCACAAUUUUUUCGUCUUUUAUUACGGGUACAGGUUUUUGGAAGCAUUACAUAAAAUAUCUUCAUGAUUCAAACCCUGUGAACAGUGAUGCAGCUGUUUAAGGGUUCAUAUUUAAGUGUGGAUGCUGCUUCGAGGCAUUUCUGACCUAAUUCGGCUAUCAGUACAACGCACGUCAGUAUGAGUUCUGUUUCACGUGCUACAACUGGGUAGAGUAUAAAAGAUCAUAUAUUUUCAAAUCUCUUCCAAUGAAGCAAUGAUUGAUAUUUAGAUAUAGACUUUAAUUCGAAAGUAUGCGCCCUAUAAAAUGUGGUUUUAGAAGUUUAAAAGGCAGCUUAUUUUUUUGAAAGCUGUAUCGAGUAUUGUUAAUCCUGUAAACGAGCUUUAAAAAUAUUAUUCUCUCGCUUACAAAGUUCAACCUACCUUUUUCGUUCUAUUUAGUAAAGAUGCGUAACUUAAGUAGAAACAGUAGCGUUAGGGAAUAAAAUUGGAAGAAGCUAGUUGACACAAUAAUUAGAUACUGUUAUAUUGAGUGGAGUAACAUGAUUUAAGUAGAAAUAUAUUUCGGCAGUUUGAUAAUUUUCUUGGAAGUUAAUAAAUGUUAGGCUAUCAAUCUUGACGGUGCAUGAGACGUAAUUUAAUUGCAGAUGUUGUAAUAAAGCCAAGGUGAUUUCUUAAAAUCGUUUGAGAAAAUUUUGUAGUAAAACAAUUUGCCUCUUUUUUACGUACGAAUUGUGAAAGGGCCAUUGACCAACAUCUUCACAUGCAAAUUGUGUACGUGAGUUAUUUUUAUAAUUCUGUUUACUAGAUUAUUGUGAUAACUCGAAUUCCCUCACGUACGAACCACGAAAGGGGGCAAAGUCCAACACUUUCACGUGCCAGCUGUGUGACUGUACAUCUCAUGCAGAUUGGCUUUUCACAAUAAUAAUAGUAACUUGGACGUAUGAAGACCUGUUUCGUUUAGUAACCAAUGCCUUAAAAAGGCUCUUGUCUUUUAGGAAGCAAUGGCUUUUAAAACAUGACGAAAUAAGUUGUCGGAGUUAAAGACUGUUUCACAAAUGUUAAUAAAUGUUAGGUUAUCAACCUUGACGUUGCAUGAAACAUAAUAGAGAGAUUAAGAUUCACGUUUGCCAAACGAGAGACGUGAAUUUGUACCACGUGACCAAGUUUUCCCCUUAUUUUUCGUUUAAUCUUUAUUGCUUCUACACAAACAUAAGUAGUUUUAUGCCAGUUUUAACCACAGGAAUCGUUCGAGACUGUUUUUAUCUGCUUAUUUUCUAUUCUGAGAAAUUCUCAACUUGAGUCUGACGUUUGUCGUUUGCGGUAAACGUGAAUCUUAUCUCUCUAAUUUAAUUGCAGAUGUUAUAAUGAAGCCGAGGUGAUUUCUUAAAAUCGUUUGAGAAAUUUUUGUAGUAAACAAUUUUUUUUUUUACGUACGAAUUGGAAAAGGGCGAAAGACAACAUCUUCGGGUGCAAAUUGUGUGCGUGAGUUAUUUUUAUAAUUCUGUUUACUAGUUUACUGUGUGAUACCUCGAAUUCCCUCACGUACGAACGACGAAAGGGGCAAAGUCCAACACUUUCACGUGCCAGCUGUGUGACUGUACAUCUCAUGCCGAUUGGCUUUUCACAAUGAUAACUAGUAACUUGGACGUAUGAAGACCUGUUUCGUUUUGUAACCAAUGCCUUAAAAAGGUUCUUGUCUUUUCAGAAGCAAUACCGUUUAAAACAUGAGAAAUAAGUUGUCGGAGUUAAAAAUAAGUUGUCGGAGUUUGUUUCACUGAGUAGGAUCGCACGUGAAGACCUCGUGAAUUAUGAUGAUGCAACCAUCUACCACAACGAUAAAAAUCCUGGUAUUUCGUAACUAUUCAGUAUUCGAUGAGUCACAUUUUGGCUUAAGAAACUCGGAGGAAACCUUAGAGUUUUCCUUCUAAUCAACGUUUGGUGAAUAGAAAUUUAUUUCACUUUAAUGAUUUGUUUAACUUGCACCAGAUGUAACAGGGAAAGACAGAGGAAAGUGAAUAUAUAGCUUGAGGAUCGACUCAGCUAAGCGUUUCGCGUUUUCAUUUAUGUACCGCAAUACGCAAUUUCGCGCAAAAACCCAAUCUGCAUUUAGGAUGAAAGAGGUAGAUUCAUCACUCUUGGUAAGGUUACACCGAAGCAUUAAAGAUACACUGAAGCAUUCAAAAUAGCUCAUGCACGUUUAACGUGCCUAUGAUCUAGAAAGGAAGCAAACAACGCAACACGAGGUCUUAUUAAAAGAUGAAUAAUUCCCUAAACCAAAAAGUUUCCUUGUCUAUCAAACCUUAAAAUUGGCCCGUUAGCCCUUUUACCUCCAUUCGUUGAAUGCAAUGACAGAUUUCUCAAAUCUUUUAUUUGCUUUAAAUGAUCAACUGUCCUCACCUUUUAAUACCCCUAAAGCCUGAAAAAGAGCCCCUUUCUUUCCCUCCCGCGCGCCGGUUACACAGGUUGCUUAGCGACAAAUAAAUAAUUGUCUUGCUGUGCUAUCAAGUGUUUUAAAACUUUCUAACUCCUCAGAGUAUGGAUGCUUUUACUCAUUACAGUGAUAUCCUAAGGGCUCAAGUAAUCUGCGCCAUGAGGCGAACUAAAGUCAUUAUAAGACUAUUAAAGAUUCAUUUAGCGUUUGGUAUUUUCCCUUAUUUCCUACUUUAAUCGCAUUGCUCCUAAUUACAAAUCAGCCUGAGGUCCUUACGCAUCCACGAAAUGAGACAAAGACUGUAGUUUAUGUCCGGGAAAAUAAUGUCUACAAAGUUUGCGACAUUGACUAAAUUCAUAUUCACAGGCUUCCUAUUUAUCAAAAAGGUAGUUCUGAACAUUCUACUUAGAAAUCUCGUCCUGAGUAGUAGCUUGUACUUUUCCCCUUUCAGAUGCACCUGGGUUCACCAAACAUCCUGACAAUAUCGUGAAAAUAGAGGGAGAGACCGCUAUCUUUAACUGCACUGUAGAUGGAAACCCUGAACCCAGCAUUGACUGGACAAAAGAUAACGUGACUCUUAACAUCACAGCGGAUCCAGAUCUAAGCCAAUCAAACUCAGGAAAAGUUCACUCUUUAGAAAUACGGAAUGUUUAUCGGUCAGAUAAAGGGCAAUACAGAUGUGUGGCAAACAAUAACAGUAUCGGUUCUGCAACUUCGUUGGCCGGAACACUCUCAGUGCAUUGUAAGUACCACUUUGUAUUUGAAGCUGUUCACAUAAUAGGUGACUUGCAUUGCAUUGCUGCUUCGACAAUUAUGUCAAUCAAACCAGGCCGGAUCGGAAAAAGGCUGAUUCUCUAUUAGUUUAUUCGAAUUUUGCUCAUGAGGGUUCGGUUUCACAGCUACUGAGGUUAUACAUUAUAUAUAAAUGCUACUGUGCAAGGCUCUAACCAGCUAUCAGGGACAAGCAUGUGAGCUCCUUCUCCUUUCGCGUGUUUCCUCUCCCUUCCGUAGUAUUAAUAAAACGUUUACUUCUCUACUGUUCUGUAUAUAUCUUUGUUUAUCACAGAUAAACCUGAGUUUUCUGUGCAUCCACAAAAUGCGACACAGAUAGAAGGGUCUAACGUUUCUUUCACUUGUAAUGCAACUGGAAAUCCUGCACCUUCAUUCCGAUGGACCAAAAACGGUUCUGUUUUAACGACCGGUUCAAGAAUCGGUUUGUCAUCAGACGGCAAACAGCUCACUUUAACGAAUGUGACUAGAGAAGACAGUGGGCAAUAUGUCUGUGAGGCAACUAACAAUGUGAGGACAGUUCCAUCCGAUUCUGCUACACUAAAUGUACAAUGUAAGAUUACUUAUAAUUAUUACCUACUUAUUGAUAAAAAUACUCUCUAACCUGUUGUGUCCUUUUUAAUAUACAAUUUUAAUAAAAUGUAUGAUUUUUGUUUUUUGCAUUUCAUUGUUGUUUAAAAUUCUGGUACCUUAGUGUGGUUACCUAUGUUUUUACAUAUAUAGUCUAGAAAAGAAGCAAACAAAGCAACACAAGGUCUUAUUCAAAGAUGAAUAAUUCCCUAAACCAGAAAGUUUCCUUGUCUAUCAAACCUUAAAAUUGGCCUUUUUUAGCCCAUUUAGCUCCUUUCGUAGAACGCAAUGCAAUAUUUCCCAAAUCUUUCAUUUGCUUUAGUUGAUGAAAUCCUCACCUUUCAUUUACCAAAAGCCUGAAAAAGGGGCCCCUUUCUUUCCCCCCCGCGCUCCGGUUACACAGGUUGUUCAGCGACAAAUAAUUAAUUUUCAUGCUCUGCUAUAAAGUGUUUUAAAACUUACUACCUCUUCAGAGUAUGAAUGCUUUUACUCAAUACAGUGGUAUCGUAAGAGCUCAAGUAAUCUGCGUAAUGAGGCGAACAAAAGUCAUUAUAAGACUAUUUAAGAUUCUUUUAGCGUUUCCCUUAUUUUCUACCUUAAUCGCAUUGCCUUCUUAUUACAGUUCAACCUGAGUUUCUUACGCAUCCACGAAAUAAGACAAAGAAGGAAGGGGAGAAUGUGACUUUUACCUGUGAUGCAGAUGGAAAUCCUACACCCACAUUCUCAUGGACGAAAGACGGUUCUGCUGUGAAUACGACUUCAAGAAUCACUUUUAACGCAGAUAAAAAGCAGUUAUCUAUAACGAAUGUGGACAGAGGAGACAGCGGAAAAUACAUCUGUGUGGCUAUGAAUGAUGUUAACGAAGUUCAAUCCAACUCUUCCACAUUAAAUGUACAAUGUAAGGAUACUUUUGCUUGAUUUUUCAACAUGAUUGUUUUAAGAGAUAUUCUUUACCUCUGCUUUUGUUUUUCAUUUUUUUCUCAGGUGUUUUUUUUUCUUUCGCUUUUUUUAGAAUAACUGUAACUAAUGCAAUCAUUUAAUACAUUUUAAGAUUUACUGUAUCUCUGUCAUUGAUUUUUGCAGCUAUAAUUCUUUAAAAAUUUUGUUAAUAUAAUUUAAUAAUUUUACUGAGGGAGCCCAUUCCUUAUCAGCCAAGUGGCUUCCCUUGGGCUUCCUCGCCAUUAGGUUUUUAAACAGUUAGAUUUUCUCGUUUCUUGGUACAUGUUUUACGGCAAAACGAUAAACUGAACUUAACUGAACUGAUUACUAGGAUCAGAACGCAGACUGGAGAAGAAAAGAGCAAACAGCCAGCAGCAAGGAGAGAGGCGUUUCAUUCAAAACCGUUGUAGUUUUUAAACCAAGCAGGAGCAAACCCGCAGCGCAGCAUUACAACAUUGUUGCGACAUUGUUUCGAAUAGUUGCAACAGUGUGCCAACAUUGCUAUGCUGUGAUGCGCUCAAACUCGUCGUUGGGAUUUUACUAACAGGAUUUUAUUUACAUAUUAGAAAAGAAUAAAAUGCGUCCGGUAAAAGCAUGGAACAGUUUUAUAAUUUAUCCGGUAUAAAAGUGUCUACAAAGUUUGCGCCAUUAGAGACCUUUAGCAUCAGGUUUUUCAUGGGAAACCGCAAACCGCAGUUUGCACUUACGCAGUUUCGCGUUGCUGCGAGAUUUCAAAUUUUAGCAAGGCGUUCAGUUCAGUUCAGUUCAGUUCAUUUUUAUUUAGCCAAAAUAUAAUACAAUACAAGAAUAUAUAAAGGAAUUGUAAGGUUGCAAGGGAGCCCAGAAGAAACCAGAAGGCUUAUGAAGCCUGGGCUCCCCAAUCACAAAGAAAUAUUAAGUAAAAAAAAAAUGAAAUUCGCCGAGUGAUACGUUAAAAAUGGGAACUAAACAAAGACUGUGUUAAGUUAUGAAUUCAGUAACAAAAUAGAAAAAGAAUUUUAACUCUGGAUUGGAACAGAAAACUUUCUUAUGUUAUUAAGGCAGAAAGGAUUAUAAAAUCGAUUUGAACUACGCGUUUAUUGCUUAGUGCCGCCAUGUUGUUUUUGAUCAAGUCGAAGUUUAUUACUGUAAUCGCCAUAAAAAAGGAGUAGUGCAUUGAUUCGAGAUCAAAAAUCCAACAAACACAUUGCAAACGGAUAUAAAAAGCUAGUUCGUGCUUUAAACGCGAGCCUGUACAAUUUUUAGUGGCAAAAAUCCUUGCCGUAAAUCACUUACAGCUGCUUACUGCUGGAAGCCCUUCCUGUGGUUCAAAAGUGAACUGCAAACUGCAAACAUGACCGCAAGGCCGUGGUCUCGUGACAUUUUGUGGUUUGCGGUUUUCCAUGAAAAACCUGAUGCUAAAGGUCUCUAUUAACUAAACGCACAUCCACAGGCUUUCUUUUUAUCAAAAAGUAGUUCUGAACAUUUCAAUUAGAUAGAAAUCUCGUCCUGAGUAGUAGUCUUGUACUUUUCCCCUUUCAGAUGCACCUGGGUUCACCAAACAUCCUGACAAUAUCGUGAAAAUAGAGGGAGAGACCGCUAUCUUUAACUGCACUGUAGAUGGAAACCCUGAACCCAGCAUUGACUGGACAAAAGAUAACGUGACUCUUAACAUCGCAGCGGAUCCGGAUCUAAGCCAAUCGAACUCAGGAAAAGUUCACUUUUUAGAAAUACAGAAUGUUCAUCGGUCGGAUAAAGGGCAAUACAGAUGUGUGGCAAACAAUAACAGUAUCGGUUCUGCAACUUCGUUGGCCGGAACACUCUCAGUGCAUUGUAAGUACCACUUUGUAUUUGAAGCUGUUCACAUAAUAGGUGACUUGCUGCAUCGACAAUUAUGUCAAUCAAACCAGGCCGGAUCGGAAAAAGGCUGAUUCUCUAUUAGUUUAUUCGAAUUUUGCUCAUGAGGGUUCGGUUUCACAGCUACUGAGGUUAUACAUUGUAUAUAAAUGCUACCGUGCAAAGUACUUACCAGCUAUCAGGGACAAGCAUGUGAGCUCCUUCUCCUUUCGCGUGUUUCCUCUCCCUUCCGUAGUAUUAAUAAAACGUUUGCUUCACUACUGUUCUGUAUAUAUCUUUGUUUAUCACAGAUAAACCUGAGUUUUCUGUGCAUCCACAAAAUGCGACACAGAUAGAAGGGUCUAACGUUUCUUUCACUUGUAAUGCAACUGGAAAUCCUGCACCUACAUUCCGAUGGACCAAAAACGGUUCUGUUUUAACGACCGGUUCAAGAAUCAGUUUGUCAUCAGACGACAAACAGCUCACUUUAACGAAUGUGACUAGAGAAGACAGUGGGCAAUAUGUCUGUGAGGCAACUAACAAUGUGAGGACAGUUCCGUCCGAUUCUGCUACACUAAAUGUAAAAUGUAAGAUUACUUUUUAUAAUUAUUACCUAAUUACUGCUAAAAAUACUCUCUAACCUGUUGUGUCCUUUUUAAUAUGCAAUUUUAAUAAAAUGCAUGAUUUUUGUUUUUUUGCAUUUCAUUGUUGUUUAAAAUUCUGGUACCUUAGUGUGGUUACCUAUGUUUUUACAUAUAUAGUCUAGAAAGGAAGCAAACAACACAACACGAGGUCUUAUUAAAAGAUGAAUAAUUCCCUAAACCAGAAAGUUUCCUUCUCUAUCAAACCUUAAAAUUGGCCCGUUAGCCCUAUUACCUCCAUUCGUUGAAUGCAAUGACAGAUUUCUCAAAUCUUUUAUUUGCUUUAAAUGAUCAACUGUCCUCACCUUUUAAUAAGUAGUCUUGUACCUUUCCCCUUUCAGAUGCACCUGGGUUCACCAAACAUCCUGACAAUAUCGUGAAAAUAGAGGGAGAGACCGCUAUCUUUAACUGCACUGUAGAUGGAAACCCUGAACCCAGCAUUGACUGGACAAAAGAUAACGUGACUCUAAACAUCACAGCGGAUCCAGAUCUAAGCCAAUCAAACUCAGAAAAAGUUCACUCUUUAGAAAUACGGAAUGUUAGUCGGUCAGAUAAAGGGCAAUACAGAUGUGUGGCAAACAAUAACAGUAUCGGUUCUGCAACUUCGUUGGCCGGAACACUCUCGGUGCAUUGUAAGUACCACCUUGUAUUUGAAGCUGUUCACAUAAUAGGUGACUUCCUCCAAGAAACGCCUAGACACCAGGCACUCAUUCAAAGGAGGCGCUUUAUCGAGUUGGCCGCUACAAGGUAGCUUCCAAGAAAGAAGAAAAAGUUUAUGUCUAUCAUCUGAACAAUGCACAGCUUUUAGUACUUCACAAAAACAUAGGGACAGUGACAGCCAUAGGCUAAACUGUUUCCCUUCAUUGAUUCCAUUGUAGUCACAAACAAUUAUAAAGUGAGAACAAAACAUCAUUUUCUUAGUGAUAAUCUUACUAUUUUUGGAAGUGAGGGGGAUGGUGGGGGGGGGGGCGGGGGGAGGGUUACUCGGGUUGGGUUGCCUGUUUCAGCUGGUUUGAUCGAGGGUGGCCCCUUAUUCAGGGGAGGACGCUUAUUGGAUCGUGGACUCUUGUUUGAGUGAAUAUGCUAGCUAAAGAAAAUAGUGUUUGUGUGCAUUAGAAGGUCAUUUGGAUGGCUUGUUUGUAAAACUGUUGCAACAAUGUCGAAUAUGCAUAGCCCUGGGAAAGAUUUAGAGUGGUUAGCUCUAUAAUGCAAUUUUCCCUCUUUUCCCCAGUUCAUUUCUUUCUUUGUGAUCAGUAUAUGAUCACGCAUUGCUACCACGAUAGAAGAACUGAGAUUUGAUGAUGAUAACUAUCGUAGGCUUAGAUUGAUUGACGUAAUAGUUGCACUUGAGACACAGGCGCAUAUCGUGGCCGAAGCAGAAAAAUCGAGGAAUAUUUUUCGUCACGUUCCGGGAAGAUAUUCACGUACGUUUGAGCUACCGGCUACGGUGUUCUAGUAUCCACAUUCUUGGCGGUGAUUGAGUAUAAUUUCGUAACGCUUCCCUUGCCGCCUACAAGAAAAUUGUUCCAUUUUUUCCUUUAACUAUACGUCUAUUAAAACUUCUUGCUAGCUACAAGCCCAACACUUCUGUGUUUUUAUGAAGGAAACAAAGUAUUAGCACUGCGGGUCUCACAAUGAGUGUUAAAAGACUUCUGUUGUUAUUAAUUGCUGUUCCCUUUUCUCAAGAAGGUUAGUGGAGCUCAGCUAACUCUGAGUAUAUUAUGCUGAAGUGAUGAAUUGUUCUGAUAAGUGUGUUGCGUUUUUUUCAAGACUUGUUGAAUUCCAGUUUAAAAAUUCAAGUUUCAGUUAAAAGAACUUUUGAUAUAAGAGUGCUCUGGUAGAACUUCGGAACUUUUCAUGUACCACUAGCAAUUCUGUAGUCACCCACUUUCCAUGCAAUGAUUUUAUUUUUUUCCAUUUGUGUGAUCUUACAGUCAUUUAAUUGUUCACAACUGCAGUUGGUAUGAAAGGCAAAUCUGCUUGUUAUGCGGACCGCUUCUGGCGGCCUUGUUCAAAUUCCACUGAUAUAUCAAACUAGAUAUUGUGCUAGGAAGCCGCAUCACGCUUCAUAUAUUUAACAAAUAGAUUCCAAGUUGCCGUGCGUAUGUUCAGUAGUAGAUCCGGCAUCCCAGAUGACGUCAAAAUGUGGUACACGAGCCGCAGGCCAGUGUGUCACUGAUGUUUUUUUUUGAUAUUUUUCUCCUGACGUCAUCCAUGUAUCUGUACUCUAAUAGAUCAUGGGCAACGACCAAUCACAGCGCGCGUAGCAUUCCCAUGUAAUAGCUCAUUUUUUGUAUUCAAGAAAUUCAUGAUGCAGCUUAAAUUUCUUUAGCUGACAAGCGCGAGCAAUCAUUAAGGCGCUACCACUCACUGAAAAAGAAAAAGGAAAGAUUUUUGUUAGUUUAUUCGAAUUUCGCUCAUGAGGGAUCGAUUUCAUCGCUACUGAGGUUAUACACUAUAUAUAACUGCUACUUUGUACAAUACACUAACCAGCUAUAAGGGACGAGUAUAGGAGCUCCCUCUCCUAUCAAUAAAACGCUUACUUGACCUCUGUUCUUUAUAUUUCUUUAUCACGGGUCAACCUCAGUUUUCUUUGCAUCCACAAAAUGAGACAAAGAUAGAGGGGAUAACGUUACUUUCACUUGUGAUGCAACAGGAAAUUCUGCACCCACGUUCAAUUGGACCAAAGACGGUUCUGUUUUAACGACGGGUUCAAGAAUCAGUUUGUCAUCGGACGGCAAACAACUCAAUAUAACGAAUCUGACUAGAGAAGACAGUGGGCGAUAUGUCUGUGAGGCAACUGACAAUGUGACGACAGUUCUGUCCAAUUCUGCUACACUAAAUGUACAAUGUAAGAUUACUUAUUAUAAUUAUUACCUAGUUAUUACUAACUGAAUACUGUUAAACCUAUUGCGUCCUUUUUAAUAUGCAAUUUUAAUAAAAUAUAUGAUUUAUAUUUUUUACAUUUCAAUGUUGUUUAAAAUUCUGGUACCUUAGUGUGGUUACCUAUGUUUUUACAUAUAUAUUCUAGAAAGGAAGCAAACAACACAACACGAGGUCUUAUUAAAAGAUGAAUAAUUCCCUAAACCAGAAAGUUUCCUUCUCUAUCAAACCUUAAAAUUGGCCCGUUAGCCCUAUUACCUCCAUUCGUUGAAUGCAAUGACAGAUUUCUCAAAUCUUUUAUUUGCUUUAAAUGAUCAACUGUCCUCACCUUUUAAUAAGUAGUCUUGUACUUUUCCCCUUUCAGAUGCACCUGGGUUCACCAAACAUCCUGACAAUAUCGUGAAAAUAGAGGGAGAGACCGCUAUCUUUAACUGCACUGUAGAUGGAAACCCUGAACCCAGCAUUGACUGGACAAAAGAUAACGUGACUCUUAACAUCACAGCGGAUCCAGAUCUAAGGCAAUCAAACUCAGGAGAAGUUCACUCUUUAGAAAUACGGAAUGUUUAUCGGUCAGAUAAAGGGCAAUACAGAUGUGUGGCAAACAAUAACAGUAUCGGUUCUGCAACUUCGUUGGCCGGAACACUCUCAGUGCAUUGUAAGUACCACUUUGUAUUUGAAGCUGUUCACAUAAUAGGUGACUUGCAUUGCAUUGCUGCGUCCACCUUUAUGUCAAUCAAACCAGGCCGGAUCGGAAAAAGGCUGAUUCUCUAUUAGUUUAUUCGAAUUUUGCUCAUGAGGGUUCGGUUUCACAGCUACUGAGGUUAUACAUUAUAUAUAAAUGCUACUGUGCGCAGUACUAAUCAGCUAUCCGGGACAAGCAUAGGAGCUCCUUCUCCUUUCGCGUGUUUCUUUUCCCUUCCGUAUUAUUAAUAAAACGUUUGCUUUACUACUGUUCUGUAUCUUUGUUUAUCACAGAUAAACCUGAGUUUUCUGUGCAUCCACAAAAUGCGACAAAAAUAGAAGAGGAUAACGUUACUUUCACUUGUAAUGCAACUGGAAAUCCUGCACCUACAUUCCGAUGGACCAAAAUCGGUUCUGUUUUAAGGACCGGUUCAAGAAUCAGUUUGUCAUCAGACGGCAAACAGCUCACUAUAACGAAUGUGACCAGAGAAGACAGUGGGCAAUAUGUUUGUGAGGCAACUAACAAUGUGACGACAGUUCCGUCCGAUUCUGCUACACUAAAUGUACAAUGUAAGAUUACUUGUUUUAAUUACUCCCUAAUUGUUGCUAAGAACACUCUUAAACCUGUUGUGUCCUUUUUAAUAAGCAAUUUUAAUAAAAUGUAUGAUUUAUAUUUUUUACAUUUCAAUGUUGUUUAACAUUCUGGUACCUUAGUGUUGUUACCUAUGUUUUUACAUAUAUAUUUGAGCUAUUUUGAAAAAAUAGCUCAUAUGUCAGUGGUGUGAGCGUAUGUAUCUUUGUGGCUUUGUAUCUUUGUGGCUUUGCAUGUUGGGAUGUUUGUUGCAAGAGCCAAUAAGGUUGAAGGUACUAUGAGUUGAUGUUUAGGAACCAAUGAGAUCUUGGCAUCUAUUUAAACAUGGCACUGAUAAAGGUCGAACAAGGGCACUUUGAGACCGCCAUCUUGAUCCUUCACAAUUUUUUCGUCUUUUAUUACGGGUACAGGUUUUUGGAAGCAUUACAUAAAAUAUCUUCAUGAUUCAAACCCUGUGAACAGUGAUGCAGCUGUUUAAGGGUUCAUAUUUAAGUGUGGAUGCUGCUUCGAGGCAUUUCUGACCUAAUUCGGCUAUCAGUACAAUGCACGUCAGUAUGAGUUCUGUUUCACGUGCUACAACUGGGUAGAGUAUAAAAGAUCAUAUAUUUUCAAAUCUCUUCCAAUGAAGCAAUGAUUGAUAUUUAGAUAUAGACUUUUAUUCGAAAGUAUGCGCCCUAUAAAAUGUGGUUUUAGAAGUUUAAAAGGCAGCUUAUUUUUUUGAAAGCUGUAUCGAGUAUUGUUAAUUCUGUAAACGAGCUUUAAAAAUAUUAUUCUCUCGCUUACAAAGUUCAACCUACCUUUUUCGUUCUAUUUAGUAAAGAUGCGUAACUUAAGUAGAAACAGUAGCGUUAGGGAAUAAAAUUGGAAGAAGCUAGUUGACACAAUAAUUAGAUACUGUUAUAUUGAGUGGAGUAACAUGAUUUAAGUAGAAAUAUAUUUCGGCAGUUUGAUAAUUUUCUUGAAAGUUAAUAAAUGUUAGGCUAUCAACCUUGACGUUGCAGGAGACAUAAUUUAAUUGCAGAUGUUGUAAUAAAGCCGAGGUGAUUUCUUAAAAUCGUUUGAGAAAAUUUUGUAGUAAAACAAUUUGCCUCUUUUUUACGUACGAGUUGUGAAAGGGCCAUUGACCAACAUCUUCACAUGCAAAUUGUGUACAUGAGUUAUUUUUAUAAUUCUGUUUAUUAGAUUAUUGUGUGAUAACUCGAAUUCCCUCACGUACGAACCACGAAAGGGGGCAAAGUCCAACACUUUCACGUGCCAGCUGUGUGACUGUACAUCUCAUGCAGAUUGGCUUUUCACAAUGACAAUAGUAACUUGGACGUAUGAAGACCUGUUUCGUUUAGUAACCAAUGCCUUAAAAAGGCUCUUGUCUUUUAAGAAGCAAUGGCUUUCAAAACAUGACGAAAUAAGUUGUCGGAGUUAAAGACUGUUUCACAAAUGUUAAUAAAUGUUAGGUUAUCAACCUUGACGUUGCAUGAAACAUAAUAGAGAGAUUAAGAUUCACGUUUACGCCAAACGAGAGACGUGAAUUUGUACCACGUGACCAAGUUUUCCCCUUAUUUUUCGUUUAAUCUUUAUUGCUUCUACACAAACAUAAGUAGUUUUAUGCCAGUUUUAACCACAGGAAUCGUUCGAGACUGUUUUUAUCUGCUUAUUUUCUAUUCUGAGAAAUUCUCAACUUGAGUCUGACGUUUGUCGUUUGCGGUAAACGUGAAUCUUAAUCUCUCUAAUUUAAUUGCAGAUGUUAUAAUGAAGCCGAGGUGAUUUCUUAAAAUCGUUUGAGAAAAUUUUGUAGUAAACAAUUUGCCUUUUUUUUACGUACGAAUUGGAAAAGGGCGAAAGACAACAUCUUCGGGUGCAAAUUGUGUGCGUGAGUUAUUUUUAUAAUUCUGUUUACUAGUUUACUGUGUGAUACCUCGAAUUCCCUCACGUACGAACGACGAAAGGGGGCAAAGUCCAACACUUUCACGUGCCAGCUGUGUGACUGUACAUCUCAUGCCGAUUGGCUUUUCACAAUGAUAACUAGUAACUUGGACGUAUGAAGACCUGUUUCGUUUUGUAACCAAUGCCUUAAAAAAGGUUCUUGUCUUUUCAGAAGCAAUAGCGUUUAAAACAUGAGAAAUAAGUUGUCGGAGUUAAAAAUAAGUUGUCGGAGUUUGUUUCACUGAGUAGGAUCGCACGUGAAGACCUCGUGAAUUAUGAUGAUGCAACCAUCUACCACAACGAUAAAAAUCCUGGUAUUUCGUAACUAUUCAGUAUUCGAUGAGUCACAUUUUGGCUUAAGAAACUCGGAGGAAACCUUAGAGUUUUCCUUCUAAUCAACGUUUGGUGAAUAGAAAUUUAUUUCACUUUAAUGAUUUGUUUAACUUGCACCAGAUGUAACAGGGAAAGACAGAGGAAAGUGAAUAUAUAGCUUGAGGAUCGACUCAGCUAAGCGUUUCGCGUUUUCAUUUAUGUACCGCAAUAUGCAAUUUCGCGCAAAAACCCAAUCUGCAUUUAGGAUGAAAGAGGUAGAUUCAUCACUCUUGGUAAGGUUACACCGAAGCAUUAAAGUUACACUGAAGCAUUCAAAAUAGCUCAUGCACGUUUAACGUGCCUAUGAUCUAGAAAGGAAGCAAACAACGCAACACGAGGUCUUAUUAAAAGAUGAAUAAUUCCCUAAACCAAAAAGUUUCCUUGUCUAUCAAACCUUAAAAUUGGCCCGUUAGCCCUUUUACCUCCAUUCGUUGAAUGCAAUGACAGAUUUCUCAAAUCUUUUAUUUGCUUUAAAUGAUCAACUGUCCUCACCUUUUAAUACCCCUAAAGCCUGAAAAAGAGCCCCUUUCUUUCCCUCCCGCGCGCCGGUUACACAGGUUGCUUAGCGACAAAUAAAUAAUUGUCUUGCUGUGCUAUCAAGUGUUUUAAAACUUUCUAACUCCUCAGAGUAUGGAUGCUUUUACUCAUUACAGUGAUAUCCUAAGGGCUCAAGUAAUCUGCGCCAUGAGGCGAACUAAAGUCAGAUUAUAAGACUAUUAAAGAUUCAUUUAGCGUUUGGUAUUUUCCCUUAUUUCCUACUUUAAUCGCAUUGCUCCUAAUUACAAAUCAGCCUGAGGUCCUUACGCAUCCACGAAAUGAGACAAAGACUGUAGUUUAUGUCCGGGAAAAUAAUGUCUACAAAGUUUGCGCCAUUGACUAAAUUCAUAUUCACAGGCUUCCUAUUUAUCAAAAAGGUAGUUCUGAACAUUCUACUUAGAAAUCUCGUCCUGAGUAGUAGCUUGUACUUUUCCCCUUUCAGAUGCACCUGGGUUCACCAAACAUCCUGACAAUAUCGUGAAAAUAGAGGGAGAGACCGCUAUCUUUAACUGCACUGUAGAUGGAAACCCUGAACCCAGCAUUGACUGGACAAAAGAUAACGUGACUCUUAACAUCACAGCGGAUCCAGAUCUAAGCCAAUCAAACUCAGGAAAAGUUCACUCUUUAGAAAUACGGAAUGUUUAUCGGUCAGAUAAAGGGCAAUACAGAUGUGUGGCAAACAAUAACAGUAUCGGUUCUGCAACUUCGUUGGCCGGAACACUCUCAGUGCAUUGUAAGUACCACUUUGUAUUUGAAGCUGUUCACAUAAUAGGUGACUUGCAUUGCAUUGCUGCGUCGACAAUUAUGUCAAUCAAACCAGGCCGGAUCGGAAAAAGGCUGAUUCUCUAUUAGUUUAUUCGAAUUUUGCUUAUGAGGGUUCGGUUUCACAGCUACUGAGGUUAUACAUUAUAUAUAAAUGCUACUGUGCAAGGCUCUAACCAGCUAUCAGGGACAAGCAUGUGAGCUCCUUCUCCUUUCGCGUGUUUCCUCUCCCUUCCGUAGUAUUAAUAAAACGUUUACUUCUCUACUGUUCUGUAUAUAUCUUUGUUUAUCACAGAUAAACCUGAGUUUUCUGUGCAUCCACAAAAUGCGACACAGAUAGAAGGGUCUAACGUUUCUUUCACUUGUAAUGCAACUGGAAAUCCUGCACCUUCAUUCCGAUGGACCAAAAACGGUUCUGUUUUAACGACCGGUUCAAGAAUCGGUUUGUCAUCAGACGGCAAACAGCUCACUUUAACGAAUGUGACUAGAGAAGACAGUGGGCAAUAUGUCUGUGAGGCAACUAACAAUGUGAGGACAGUUCCAUCCGAUUCUGCUACACUAAAUGUACAAUGUAAGAUUACUUAUAAUUAUUACCUACUUAUUGAUAAAAAUACUCUCUAACCUGUUGUGUCCUUUUUAAUAUACAAUUUUAAUAAAAUGUAUGAUUUUUGUUUUUUUGCAUUUCAUUGUUGUUUAAAAUUCUGGUACCUUAGUGUGGUUACCUAUGUUUUUACAUAUAUAGUCUAGAAAAGAAGCAAACAAAGCAACACAAGGUCUUAUUCAAAGAUGAAUAAUUCCCUAAACCAGAAAGUUUCCUUGUCUAUCAAACCUUAAAAUUGGCCUUUUUUAGCCCAUUUAGCUCCUUUCGUAGAACGCAAUGCAAUAUUUCCCAAAUCUUUCAUUUGCUUUAGUUGAUGAAAUCCUCACCUUUCAUUUACCAAAAGCCUGAAAAAGGGGCCCCUUUCUUUCCCCCCCGCGCUCCGGUUACACAGGUUGUUCAGCGACAAAUAAUUAAUUUUCAUGCUCUGCUAUAAAGUGUUUUAAAACUUACUACCUCUUCAGAGUAUGAAUGCUUUUACUCAAUACAGUGGUAUCGUAAGAGCUCAAGUAAUCUGCGUAAUGAGGCGAACAAAAGUCAUUAUAAGACUAUUUAAGAUUCUUUUAGCGUUUCCCUUAUUUUCUACCUUAAUCGCAUUGCCUUCUAAUUACAGAUCAGCCUGAGUUUAAUACGCAUCCACAAAAUAAGACAAAGACAGAAGGGGAAAAUGUGACUUUUACCUGUAAUGCAGUUGGCAAUCCUGCACCCACAUUCUCAUGGACGAGAGACGGUUCUGUUGUGAAUACGACUUCAAGAAUCACUUUUAACGAAAAUAAUAAGACGUUGACCAUAACGAAUGUGAUCAGAGGAGACAGCGGAGAAUACAUCUGUGUGGCUACGAACAAUGUUAACAGAGUUGAAUCCAACCCUUCCACAUUAAAUGUACAAUGUAAGGAUACUUUUGCUUGAUUAUUCAGCAUGAUUGUUUUAAGAGAUAUUCUUUACCUCUGCUUUUGUUUUUCUUUUUUUUUUUUCUCAGGUGUUUUUUUUUCUUUCGCUUUUUUUAGAAUAACUGUAACUAAUGCAAUCAUUUAAUACAUUUUAAGAUUUACUGUAUCUCUGUCAUUGAUUUUUGCAGCUAUAAUUCUUUAAAAAUUUUGUUAAUAUAAUUUAAUAAUUUUACUGAGGGAGCCCAUUCCUUAUCAGCCAAGUGGCUUCCCUUGGGCUUCCUCGCCAUUAGGUUUUUAAACAGUUAGAUUUUCUCGUUUCUUGGUACAUGUUUUACGGCAAAACGAUAAACUGAACUUAACUGAACUGAUUACUAGGAUCAGAACGCAGACUGGAGAAGAAAAGAGCAAACAGCCAGCAGCAAGGAGAGAGGCGUUUCAUUCAAAACCGUUGUAGUUUUUAAACCAAGCAGGAGCAAACCCGCAGCGCAGCAUUACAACAUUGUUGCGACAUUGUUUCGAAUAGUUGCAACAGUGUGCCAACAUUGCUAUGCUGUGAUGCGCUCAAACUCGUCGUUGGGAUUUUACUAACAGGAUUUUAUUUACAUAUUAGAAAAGAAUAAAAUGCGUCCGGUAAAAGCAUGGAACAGUUUUAUAAUUUAUCCGGUAUAAAAGUGUCUACAAAGUUUGCGCCAUUAGAGACCUUUAGCAUCAGGUUUUUCAUGGGAAACCGCAAACCGCAGUUUGCACUUACGCAGUUUCGCGUUGCUGCGAGAUUUCAAAUUUUAGCAAGGCGUUCAGUUCAGUUCAGUUCAGUUCAUUUUUAUUUAGCCAAAAUAUAAUACAAUACAAGAAUAUAUAAAGGAAUUGUAAGGUUGCAAGGGAGCCCAGAAGAAACCAGAAGGCUUAUGAAGCCUGGGCUCCCCAAUCACAAAGAAAUAUUAAGUAAAAAAAAAAUGAAAUUCGCCGAGUGAUACGUUAAAAAUGGGAACUAAACAAAGACUGUGUUAAGUUAUGAAUUCAGUAACAAAAUAGAAAAAGAAUUUUAACUCUGGAUUGGAACAGAAAACUUUCUUAUGUUAUUAAGGCAGAAAGGAUUAUAAAAUCGAUUUGAACUACGCGUUUAUUGCUUAGUGCCGCCAUGUUGUUUUUGAUCAAGUCGAAGUUUAUUACUGUAAUCGCCAUAAAAAAGGAGUAGUGCAUUGAUUCGAGAUCAAAAAUCCAACAAACACAUUGCAAACGGAUAUAAAAAGCUAGUUCGUGCUUUAAACGCGAGCCUGUACAAUUUUUAGUGGCAAAAAUCCUUGCCGUAAAUCACUUACAGCUGCUUACUGCUGGAAGCCCUUCCUGUGGUUCAAAAGUGAACUGCAAACUGCAAACAUGACCGCAAGGCCGUGGUCUCGUGACAUUUUGUGGUUUGCGGUUUUCCAUGAAAAAAACCUGAUGCUAAAGGUCUCUAUUAACUAAACGCACAUCCACAGGCUUUCUUUUUUAUCAAAAAGUAGUUCUGAACAUUUCAAUUAGAUAGAAAUCUCGUCCUGAGUAGUAGUCUUGUACUUUUCCCCUUUCAGAUGCACCUGGGUUCACCAAACAUCCUGACAAUAUCGUGAAAAUAGAGGGAGAGACCGCUAUCUUUAACUGCACUGUAGAUGGAAACCCUGAACCCAGCAUUGACUGGACAAAAGAUAACGUGACUCUUAACAUCGCAGCGGAUCCGGAUCUAAGCCAAUCGAACUCAGGAAAAGUUCACUUUUUAGAAAUACAGAAUGUUCAUCGGUCGGAUAAAGGGCAAUACAGAUGUGUGGCAAACAAUAACAGUAUCGGUUCUGCAACUUCGUUGGCCGGAACACUCUCAGUGCAUUGUAAGUACCACUUUGUAUUUGAAGCUGUUCACAUAAUAGGUGACUUGCUGCAUCGACAAUUAUGUCAAUCAAACCAGGCCGGAUCGGAAAAAGGCUGAUUCUCUAUUAGUUUAUUCGAAUUUUGCUCAUGAGGGUUCGGUUUCACAGCUACUGAGGUUAUACAUUGUAUAUAAAUGCUACCGUGCAAAGUACUUACCAGUUAUCAGGGACAAGCAUGUGAGCUCCUUCUCCUUUCGCGUGUUUCCUCUCCCUUCCGUAGUAUUAAUAAAACGUUUGCUUCACUACUGUUCUGUAUAUAUCUUUGUUUAUCACAGAUAAACCUGAGUUUUCUGUGCAUCCACAAAAUGCGACACAGAUAGAAGGGUCUAACGUUUCUUUCACUUGUAAUGCAACUGGAAAUCCUGCACCUACAUUCCGAUGGACCAAAAACGGUUCUGUUUUAACGACCGGUUCAAGAAUCAGUUUGUCAUCAGACGACAAACAGCUCACUUUAACGAAUGUGACUAGAGAAGACAGUGGGCAAUAUGUCUGUGAGGCAACUAACAAUGUGAGGACAGUUCCGUCCGAUUCUGCUACACUAAAUGUAAAAUGUAAGAUUACUUUUUAUAAUUAUUACCUAAUUACUGCUAAAAAUACUCUCUAACCUGUUGUGUCCUUUUUAAUAUGCAAUUUUAAUAAAAUGCAUGAUUUUUGUUUUUUUGCAUUUCAUUGUUGUUUAAAAUUCUGGUACCUUAGUGUGGUUACCUAUGUUUUUACAUAUAUAGUCUAGAGAAGAAGCAAACAAAGCAACACGAGGUCUUAUUCAAAGAUGAAUAAUUCCCUAAACCAGAAAGUUUCCCUGUCCAUCAAACCUUAAAAUUGGCCUUUUUUAGCCCAUUUAGCUCCUUUCGUAGAAGGCCAUGACAGAUUCCCCAAAUCUUUCAUUUGCUUUAAUUGAUGAAAUCCUCACCUUUCAUCUACCGAAAGUCUGAAAAAGGGGCCCCUUUCUUUCCCUCCCGCGCGCCGGUUACACAGGUUGCUUAGCGACAAAUAAAUAAUUUUCAUGCUCUGCUAUCAAGUGUUUUAAAAUUUUGUAACUCCUCAGAGUAUGGAUGCUUUUACUCAUCACAGUGAUAUCCUAAGGGCUGAAGUAAUCUGCUCUGUGAGGCAAACUAAAGUCUUUAUAAGACUAUUUAAGAUUCAUUUGGCGUUUGGUAUUUCCCCUUAUUUCUUACUUCAAUCGCAUUGCCUUCUAAUUACAGAUUAGCAUGAGUUCCUUACGAAUCCACGAAAUGAGACAAAGACUGUAGAUUUUGUCCGGGAAAAUAAUGUCUACAAAGUUUGCGCCAUUGACUAAAUUCGUAUAUACAGGCUUUUUAUUUAUUAAAAAGGUAGUUCGGAACAUUCUACUUAGAAAUCUCGUCCUGAGUAGUAGUCUUGUACUUUUUCUCUUUCAGAUGCGCCUGGGUUUACCAAACAUCCUGUCAAUACCGUGAAAAUAGAGGGAGGGACUGCUGUCUUUAACUGCACUGUAGAUGGAAACCCUGAACCCAGCAUUGACUGGACAAAAGAUAACGUUGCUCUUGACAUCGCAGCAGAUUCAGAUCUAAGCGAAACAAACUCAGGAAAAGUUCACUUCUUAGAGAUACAGAAUGUUCAUCGAUCAGAUGAAGGAGAUUACAGAUGUGUGGCAAACAACAGUAUCGGUUCUGCAACUUCGCAGGCGGGCUCGCUCUCAGUGCAUU